Molecule: messenger RNA, 1167 nt
Organism: Bacillus rossius redtenbacheri
Lineage: Eukaryota; Metazoa; Arthropoda; Insecta; Phasmatodea; Bacillidae
Product: arginine-hydroxylase NDUFAF5, mitochondrial
Exons: 1
Coding region: 68-1108 (346 amino acids)
Biological process (GO): mitochondrial respiratory chain complex I assembly
Cellular component (GO): mitochondrion
Molecular function (GO): S-adenosylmethionine-dependent methyltransferase activity
Source: RefSeq, a predicted model, not a curated record
UAUUUGCGGGGUUAUAAAGAGUUUGGUUUCGCGAGUGUGGCCGCACUGCUCGUGCUGAUGGCGGAGCAUGGAGCAGACGAGGAGUGUGUUGUUGAGGUUAUGUAGGCCCAGCUCGGCCCUGGCGCGGCGCCUGCACCUGGACCCGCGGCUCGCGCAGGCUGGGCGCCCCGCACCGAGCAUCUUCUGCCGGCGCGCCAAGCUGCUGCAGCGCGAGCGAGCCGCCCGCGCGCCCGACGCGCCGCUCUACGACUACCUCAAGGACGAGGUGGGCGCGCGGCUGGCGGACCGCGUGCUGGACAUCCGGCGGGACUUCGCGGCGGCGGCGAACCUGGGCUGCGGCCGCGGCCACGUGUCCCGGCACCUGCCCGCGGAGCGCGUGGGGCGGCUGUACCUGUGCGACGCCUGCGCGGGCUGGCUGGAGGCGGCGCCCGCCCCCGAGGGCGUGUCCGCGGAGCGCCGGGCCGUGGACGAGGAGGGCCCGCUGCCCUUCGCCGCCGCCUCGCUGGACCUGGUGAUCAGCAGCCUGGCGCUGCACUGGGUGAACGACCUGCCCGCGGCGCUGGGCGAGGCGCAUCGCUGCCUGCGCGAGGACGGGGCCCUGCUGACCGCCAUGUUCGGGGGCGACACCCUGUACGAGCUGCGCUCCGCCCUGCAGCUGGCCAACCUGGAGCGCCGGGGCGGGGCGGCGCCCCACGUGUCGCCCUUCGCCCAGGUGCGCGAUGUGGGCGCGCUGCUGACGCAGGCCGGCUUCACCAUGCUCACCAUCGACACGGACGAGCUGGUGGUGGGAUACCCCUCCAUGCUGGAGCUCAUGGGUGACCUGAAGGGCAUGGGCGAGAGCAACGCCGCGCUGCGCCGCGCGCUGCACCUGGGCCGCGAGCGCCUGGUGGCGGCGGCCAGCGUCUACGACCGGCUGUACGGGCGCGACGAGGCCGGGCGGAGGUCCGUGCCGGCCACCUUCCAGGUGAUCUACGCGCUGGGCUGGAAGCCGAGCGCCUCGCAGCCGCGCCCGCUGGCCCGCGGCUCCGGGCAGGUGUCCCUCCGGGACCUGCACCGCCUGGACGAGAUCAUCCGCGACAGCAAGAAGGUGCCGCUGGACCCGGAGUAGCAGCACAGGGCAUCCUCACUAUCUGUAUCAUAUAUUAAUAAAAUAUAUAAUAAAAUAUA